GCGUGUCCCAGGCUGGUCUGCCCGCUGCACUGCCGUGGUAUGGUGCGGGAGGAAAGGAGGCGGCGUGAUUAAAGAAAGAAGGCACGGAGAAUGAAGAGGAGUAAGGCCAAAGCUCCCCGCCCCAGGGACAGGAUGCUAGUAACGGCCUAGUCGGAGAGGAUUGAAGCUCUAUUAAAAUCAUGGGGAGGAGGAGGAGGAGGAAGGAAAAUUCUCUGUGAACACCCUAAAUUGGCAAGAUUUUUGAGAGAACGUGGAACCUGUAAUGAUGGAAGAAAUCAAUCAGAAGAAAUCAACUGAGGUGAUACCAUGAGCUCCCCGAAUCCAACUACGCCCAGCGAUGCCCUCUUCCCAAAUCCAACGACUCAGGAAAACUGGUGUCCCUCAACCUGCACCUUCCCCCAUUCCACUGCCCAACAUAUCAGCCACCGAGCCAACAAUUACAAGCGACACCCCAAGAGAAGAAAGUUAAUCCGACCUUCCCCACCACCCCCUCCCAAUACUCCAAUUCCCAUUGAGCUUCUUGACUUCAGUGACAUCCCGCUGCGACACUCCUUCUGGAAGCUACUUUUUAACGGAUGCAUUCUCUUUGGGAUUGAGUUCAGCUAUGCAAUGGAGACAGCCUAUGUCACCCCCAUCCUCCUCCAGAUGGGUCUACCAGAUGAACUGUAUGGCAUGGUUUGGUUCAUUAGUCCCAUAUUAGGUUUCCUGGUUCAGCCAGUGCUGGGUGCCUGGAGUGAUAGUUGCUCCUCUCGUUUUGGCCGGCGCAGACCCUUCAUACUGGUGCUGGCUAUUGGUGCACUGAUUGGCCUCUCGAUGCUGCUGAAUGGCAGGGACAUGGGCCUUGCAAUCGCUGACACAGUCUCCAAUCACAAAUGGGGCAUCAUCCUGACCAUCUGUGGCGUCGUGCUGAUGGACUUCAGCGCCGACUCGGCGGACAAUCCGACCCAUACCUACAUGAUGGACGUCUGCUGCCCGGAGGAUCAGGACCGAGGCCUGAACAUCCACGCACUUCUGGCAGGUCUGGGAGGCGGGUUCGGUUACGUCAUUGGUGGGAUCAAAUGGGACCAGACAAAUUUUGGAAAAGCUUUAGGAGGUCAGCUCCGGGUUGUCUACAUUUUCACAGCAAUAACGCUGACCGUCACGGCUGUCUUGACACUGACAAGUAUUCCAGAGAAGCCACUGAACGCACAGGGCAAAAGGAAAAAAGUGAUGAAAAGCCCCAGCCUUGCUCUACCUCCCUCUCCACCAAUGGCUUUUGAUGAGGACAGAGACCAGACCAAUACCCACACUGUCACACAGGUCUACAAUGGUAUGACCAGCCCUAUUUCCCCACAGAGCCCCCUCACCCCAAAGUAUGGGAGCUUUAUGAGCCGGGACAGUUCUCUGACUGGCAUUAACGAAUUUGCUUCAUCAUAUGGGACUUCUUAUAUAGACUCAGUGCUGAUCGACUGCUACACAGGAGCCAACGAUCAAUACCUCAGCAUGCCCAGGCAUGCCCUGAGCUCCAGUCUUCCCCAGAUACCCGACGAGGCAGAAAAUGAGGAGACAGGGUCUCCAACGGUCGCUGAGAAUCCCGAGAGCCUACAGGCUGAUGCUGCACGAAAUUCAACGUCGGGAAUUCUCAAAAGGCCGGAGACCUUGAGUAUUCCGAACAGUUACCUGGCAAAUGGCGGCGACAGCAGUCGGAGGAGAACGGUGACUUUCAGUCAGCAGGUUGCAAACAUCCUGCUGAACGGCGUGAAAUACGAGACUGACUUGAAUAGCUCAGGAGAAUUAUCCGAGAGGCCGCUCUCCACAUCCGUCUUGUUCUCAUCAAUUUGUCAGAUGCCUAAACCGCUGCGGAAUCUGUGUGUCAAUCACUUCCUAGGAUGGCUGUCCUUUGAAGGCAUGCUGCUUUUUUACACAGACUUCAUGGGGGAGGUAGUGUACGGGGGGGAUCCCAAAGCACCUCUCGACUCGGAGGCAUUCCAGAAGUACAACACCGGAGUGAGCGUGGGCUGCUGGGGAAUGUGUAUCUAUGCGUUCAGCGCUGCUCUGUAUUCAGCACUGUUGGAGAAGCUUGAAGAGUACUUCAGUAUCCGAACUCUCUACUUCUUUGGCUACCUAUGCUUUGGAAUUGGCACUGGCAUUGCCACACUGUCCCGGAACAGUUAUGUUCUUUUGUCACUUUGCGUUACAUAUGGGGUCCUGUUUUCUUCACUCUGCACUCUGCCCUACUCGCUGCUGUGCGAAUACUACCAGAGCAAAAAGUUUGUAGGACCACAUGCGAAUGGGACUAAACGAGGGAUGGGCGUAGACAUUUCACUCCUGAGCUGUCAAUACUUCCUGGCGCAGAUCAUCGUUUCCAUUGUAAUGGGCCCACUAACAUCAGUGGUUGGCAGUGCCAGUGGGGUGAUGUACUUUGCCAGUCUGACCUCUUUCGUCGGGUGCUUGUACUCUUCUUUGUUUGUUAUUUAUGAGAUCCCUCCUGAUGAGGAAGGUGAGGAGCACACUCCACUCCUCGUGGACAACUGACAGUAGGAGUUCCAGAUACAAACCAUUCAAGGAAUUUACUGCUGAGGUAUCCAGCUGAAGGUUUGCAUUUUUCCAAGAUCUCCACAAUCCAAAUCUCCAUUGCACAAAAAGAAUUGGGAGUGAUGGACUAAUUUCUUUUUUUAUUGGUGCCAGACCCUCUGGAAUAUAAAUGCAUAAAUAUAUAUGUAAUACAAAUAUUACAAAUGAGAAUUAAUUAAUUAGUGCCAGUGAUAUGCAUGGGAAUGGGAUACAAGUAAUAUGUCUCCACUUCACUCAGACUUGAAUGACAGCUAGUGUGGGUCCCUAGACACGGAUUGUGGUUACGUAAGAUAUAAUACCAACAGGUAGUCAACAAGAGUUGAAGUAGCCAUGCAUCCAAGAUUAUUUCCAGCAUUAUGGCCUGUUCAACCACAUAAGAUGUUCCCUAAGUCAAGGCCCUAUCCCAUGUGUUGACAAGGGCCGGUAAUAGGAUAGAGUUGAUAAACUGUGAGUGUGAAAUAUUUUCUUUUGAAUAGUUCAUCAUCUUCACAUGAGGCACUGCAUUUUAAUACUGCAUUCAUAACCUCCCAGCCUACAGUUCUUGUGAACCUCAAUCAGUAUAGGAGAUUCCUUAUCCUAUGUAAGAUAGAGAAGGUAGGUUAAUGAGACAAUUAAUUCAGAAUGAGGUGAGGGUGGGCCAGUGAUUUACUAAAGGAGAUGACAGUUCCAGGUUCCAUCUCUGAUCUUGGCUUAUAGGCAACAGUGAGUAUUGUUCAUUGCAAUUUGAGUCAGGGAAAGAGAAGCUAAGCCAUUGUCCCAAUUUAAAGAUCACAAUCCAUAGUGCUGGUGCUGGACAAUGGUCAUGCUUGGAACUUGAGUAAGGAUAGAAUAAGGGUGCUUGUUGUCUGUGGCCAACCAGGUUGUUAGCACCUUGCUUGUUUCACAAGGUGCUUGCUAAUCCUUUCGACCACCAUUGACUUUCUGAGUGGUGUCUCAAGGGAUCAUCAAACAAUGUACCCAGGAGAGGGGUUCACAGGGAUUUAUUGCCCCACUUGCCUCCUCUGCUGAAGAAAUCUUACAGUUAAAUAAAUUGUGUUAAUUCAAUGCAUGAACCCAGUGACAGUUCACUAAGAGGCAAGUAACGUACAGACGCGCAUGGGUUCAUGCAUUUGUGCUGUUUCUCAGGGCAGGUUUGUUAUUGGUUUAUUAUUGUCACAUGCACCAAGAUACAGUGAAAUGUCUUGUUCUUACAGAUCAGAUCAUUACACAGUGCAUUGGGGAAGAACAAGGUAAAACUAUGACAAUGCAGAAUAAAGUGUAACAGCUACAGAGAAGUAGCAAGGUCACAAUGAGGUCAAUUGUGAGGUCAGAGGUGCACCUUAUUGUACAAGAGGUCUGAUAAUAGUGGGAUAGAAACUGCCUUUGAGCCUGGUGGUUGAUAAUUUCAGGCUUAUUGUUUCUUUUGCCCGAUUGGAGAGGCAGAACAAGAUCUGGGGUGGGUAGGGUCUUUGAUCAUGCUGGGUGCUUUACUGAGGCAGAAAGAAUGUUUAAUACACACCAAAGUUCCCUCAGCUCUGCUCUAUCACAAGGCAAAUACACAUAUUAAAUGAGGUAAGUAAUGGGAUGAAUUGUGCAUUCCUUAACUCAGCCCUUUUUAUGACUCUGUUGCCUCUCUCUGAAGUCACAAAAUGAACUUCUUAAUCACAGAGAAGCUUCAUCUAGUAUUGCAGUGUAUGGUGGCAUCCAACCCUGGCACUAGUUAAUUAGUUUUUGUUAAAAUUUCCACUCAUUAGUGUGGCACUAUAGUUAGCUUUUUAACAUUAACUUGUGCUCACUAACAACUUGGGCAAACCUUCUCCAAACCUUUUUGGGAUCUUUGGAGCUGAGACCAAAAAGAGACAUCAGCAUUCUUUAGAUAGCAAUAUAAUUUUUAAAAAAGAAUUCGGAGAAAGUCAGGCAGCCAGCUCUGCUACUCAGACAGAUCGUGGCUGAUCCAGCACCACUCAUGGCUUUAACACCACUUUCCCAAUAUUUCUCCUUAUCACUUGAGUCCCUUGUAAUACAAAAAUCUGUCAAUCUUGAUUAGCUCUGGGUUUAGAAUAAAUUGUAAAGAGCCAAAAGACAUAGGAGCAAAAUUAGGCCAUUCAGCCCAUCGAGUCUGCUCCACCAUUCCAUCAUGGCUGACCCCGGAUCCCACUCAAUACACCUGUCUUCUCGCCAUAUCCUUUGAUGCCUGACCGAUCAGGAAAUGAUUAACUUCCGCCUUAAGUAUCCGCUCAGCCUUGGCCUCCACCGCAGACUGUGGCAGAGCAUUCCACAGAUUUACUAGUCUCUGGCUAAAAUAAUUCCUCCUUACCUCUGUUCUAAAGGCUCACACCUCAAUUUUGAGGCUGUGCCUUCUUUUUCUAGAUUCCCCCAUCAUAAAAAACAUUAUCUCCACAUCCACCCUAUUUAGUCCUUUCAACAUUCAAUGAGGUCCCCCCCCUCCCACACACACACACACAUUUUUCUAAAUUCCGGUGAGUACAGGCCCAAAGCUGCUAAGCAUGCCUCAUGUGUUAACCCCUUCAUUCCCGGAAUCAUAACCCUCAUAGAAAUGAACAGCAUCACAUUUUUCCACUUAAUAUUCCCUCUGUCAGCCUCACCUAACCUUUCUACAUAACUCUUUAGCCCUGAACAAAUAGAAGCUUGAAUCCUAAAAGUCACUGCUUCAUAAAAUACACAAGUCACUGCUUUAUCUGGAAUGUCUUGAUGUUGAGAGCUGUAUAAAUGCAAGUCUUUUACACUAACAAGCUUCCCAAUUAUGUGGAAACAGGUAAUUAAGUCUUGGACACUUGGAUUAGGUUAGCAUGCCAAUAUUAAACAUCUUCCCAUAAAACCAUUUUAGGGGAGGAGGAAGGACACACAUUCUUUAUUACGUGAUGGGUAAAUAUGAAAAUGUUGUCACUGAAGCAAAGAAUAAUACUCAGUAGGAGUCAUCAGAAUGUUCCAAAUGAAUGCCACUGACCUGAACAUUAACUCUGAUUAACAUCUUCGAUGUUUCAUUUUUAUUUCUGACUUCCAGAAUCCACGAUAACUUCUAUUGCAAAGAUAGAAGAGCCUUGUCAAAUUGACUGUGAUUGUUAACGGAUUGUGUUGGUGGAGUGAAGUCACUGAAGGGAACAGGGCAACAGGGGCAUUAAUUAGCUCAGCAAAACCAUCUUUUAACCAAAUCAAUCCCACAAUUUGAGUAGGGAAGGAAAAAAUGUUUAUAACUAUAUUAAUCUUUACUCCGACUGCUAGAUAAGAACCCAUUUCACUUGUAAAUGAUUGUUAACUUGAAUAUGAAUGACACAGUAAGGGCCUUGGUUAAAAUGAGAUUAAAUAGGUCCUUAUAUGCUGCUCUUCUGAGUCACUUAUUUAAUUAUACUGAAACACAAGAGAUUCUGCUGAUGCUGGAAAUCUAUUACAUUAAUCAGGAUCAGUCAACAAGUCCAGUGACCUCAACUAGUUCUCCAGCUUUGAGUGACAGUUUACAUCAGUGUCUUUGGGAUAGUGGUAGAGUCACUGAAGGUCUUUUCUCCAGGUUAUCCUCAGGUUGGACUGAGGAGCUUGGGUUGAGAACAUGAGAAGGUUGGAAGUUAUCCUUUCCGUGGAAUAGGUUUCCCCUCCCUAAACUUUUUGAAUCAUGUUUUCUUCAGCCUGGAGCAGGUUAAGGAUCUCUGGUGUCUUUGCCCUGAGAUUGUCUUUCAGUACACAUAACGCAGUUUAACCCAUUUCCUCUUCAGCAAUGUUAAUGCUCAGCACCAGAGGGAGCCACAGGUACAUCUCUCUGGCUACUGUGUGUUCCAAUCAGCUCAUCCACUCGCUCUUCCGAUUGACUAAUCGCAAACAACUAGCCAAGAUUAGCCUACGUACGAUUAACAAAAUGCACCAGGUGAUGGAGCCAGAAGAUAACAUUACUAACUUAGGAAAGAAAAGGAAGGUGGGGAAAGGAGAAGAUGGUGGAGUCUGAUGUAGCAUUGCUUCCUACACAUAUAAUUUCAGUUUCAUUUUCCCUAA
Molecule: messenger RNA, 6534 nt
Organism: Hypanus sabinus (Atlantic stingray)
Lineage: Eukaryota; Metazoa; Chordata; Chondrichthyes; Myliobatiformes; Dasyatidae
Gene: slc45a1
Product: solute carrier family 45 member 1
Exons: 10
Coding region: 307-2514 (735 amino acids)
Biological process (GO): transmembrane transport
Cellular component (GO): membrane
Molecular function (GO): sucrose:proton symporter activity
Source: RefSeq, a predicted model, not a curated record